Molecule: messenger RNA, 2530 nt
Organism: Aedes albopictus (Asian tiger mosquito)
Lineage: Eukaryota; Metazoa; Arthropoda; Insecta; Diptera; Culicidae
Product: IQ and ubiquitin-like domain-containing protein
Exons: 8
Coding region: 430-2493 (687 amino acids)
Biological process (GO): cilium assembly
Cellular component (GO): acrosomal vesicle; motile cilium
Source: RefSeq, a predicted model, not a curated record
UACAAUUCCUAGAGGUUAACUAGGUGUAUCACAGUUCCAUCUUUUGUUCAAUUAUUUAUUCCCUGUUGCCUGUGGUGAAAUGGUAUCACCAAAUAACUAGGUACGGCUUUCUUAUGAUCCAGAUCUCUUUCAACUGCCACCGUCUACCAUGAGGAACACCUGUUGAGCCUCCCCAAAGGGGGCCCGUAACGAAAUGAAUAAAUACCUCACACCAAGUUGCUACGCUAUUCGUCAGCGCAACUGUUGCUAUGUAUCUGGCCAUACGGCAGCGAUGGUAAGCAAGCAAUAAAGCCUGAGAAUCGAUAUUAGAAUCGGAUUCGCGGCACCGAAGACGGCGGCUAGUGGCCGACUGUGAAUUUGCUAAUUGGUAUCAAUAAUUAAAAUAAGUAACACUCACUUUUCCGAAUAACUUAACGCACAGCAGCAGAGAUGGCCAGACAACUGAAAGCAAAGCUACCGGACACCACAUCAACCGAGGUGGACGAAGUCGAAGAUGGAAACGAAGAAGAUGACUUAUUGGUAUUAAAAGACGUCACCGUCAAGUUCCGCGUGCUUAAAUCUCAAAUAGUAACCCAUGCGUAUCCGAACAUUUACACUAUCGAGGAGGUUAAAAAAGACAUUUCGAAGAAAUUCCAAAUUCCAACCAAAUUUCUGAUACUCAGAGAAAACAGUAGCGAGAAAACUUUGGAAGACGGCCUGAGGUUGUUCGACGUCUGUGACAACGACUACGGCAUCGUGGACAUGGAUCUUGAGUUGGCCGACAGUGCGCGGGAGGAAAAUAUCCGUCUGGAACCGCAAGUCUACUACAACAAUUACAGUCUACCGGAUAUAAUUACGGUGCAUAUACCGGCUGAUGGUACCGGGCCGGAAGGAAGGGCAAGCCGUGACCUUGUGGUUGAAAUCGAAAAUCAAGCCAUCAUCAAGCCAUUCGUCGGCGGUUAUGUAGAUAAAAUCACAAAAACCGAAUAUCACGACGCCUUCACACAAACUGGACCACCUUUGGAAAGAAUCAAAUUUGACGGCAUACUGAGCCGUGAUACCCAAACCGUUGAAGAAAAAGCCAUCGAAAUAGACACACCACGUGAUCAGGCCACGGUCAACUACGGAGACGCCACCGAGCAUUCCUAUGCAUCCCGGUACACUGACCGCGUCAUCGUUGCACGAAAAUACGAAAGCUAUGACGAAAUGACCAAGCGCAUCGAUCUCGUAGGAAAAGUAACGCUUAUCCAGCGUAAUUUCCGGCGUUACAUGUGGCAGAAGCUAAUAAAAGAAAGCGCAGCAGAAUGGAGACGGCUUCAGAAGGAGCAGAAACGCCGUGAGAGCAAACGCACCAAAGCCCGCCAAGAUGAGUACCGGAAGGAGUGCAUAGUUAAAACCUUUCCAAAAACAAAGCAAGACUUUGACGCACUCUAUGCUCAGGUGCAGAUGUGGAAAGAAAACGAAUUAAAACAGAUUUGUGAGAAAUACUCAGGUGCCCCUAAAAUCGCCGAAAUGAACAUGCUGCUCGACAAAGAAGUCCAGCUACUAAACGGAAUCGAGCGGCAGCGACAGAUACUGCAAGAAGAAGCGAAGAAAGUGCGCAACGAACAAAUUUUGAAAAAGCUCGGCGACCCUGUGAAGUGGGUCGGCUAUAACAGCUUGAUUAUUCAAAUGGAUACGUUGAAGAAUCAGCGAGCGCGGUAUUUGACAAACUACUAUCGAAAGUUGGCGGACGAAACGCAGGGGACCCACGAGCGGAUUACGCUGCUUAAUCGCCUCUCCGAUGUCAUCGCCAAAGUGGUGCACCCCGCGGUGGACGAGCUGGAAACAUUGCUGAAUCGGGAGAGACAAUUACUCCUGUGUAACGUGAGAGAAGCAGGACUAGACUUGCUUCGGAAGCGUCAGUUGCCACUUUUAAUGGACAUUAUUUCAACGGACACAAUCGAAGAUAGCGAUAAGAAAAAACUCAACACACGCCUCUGUAAGAAAUGCAACCGGGUACGGCCAACCACCAAGUUCCCCUUGGAUACGCGUCAGACAUCAGCAAGCAUCUGCGAGCGAUGUAUCGACCUUCAAGGGCCAGCCGUUGACAUAGCGAUCUAUCGUUCAAUACUCCGAUCGAUACGGCGAGAUGAGAAAAAACGUGGAGCGCUUUCUUCAUUUGCAUUCAUUAUUCAGGACAACGAUAUCAAGCAUAUUGUGGAAAACAUCUGGCACGGUCAUUCGGCCAUUUCCAACGCCACCAACCGAGCUGAACUGCGACUGCCUCGGUGGGAUAUCGCAAAUGACUGGGCACCGUGGAAUUGCAUAUGCCUAACGGAAGGUGAAGCACGAUCGCACUUGAAGAUAGUUAAUCUGGAGCUUUACUAUGAGAGAAGUAUCAUACAGAGCAUCAGAAACAAGCAUGCGUUAUCGAAAUCAGCCUUCAAGCAACUGCGAGAAAUCGACCAAGUGUUUGUUGAAUCUGGAACCUGGUGGCAAGUAGGAUUGGAUGGAAGUAAUAUACCUAAUUAAAAUUUAUACAAAGAAGACCAAUUGGUGAGGGUGUAAU